GUGGUGAAACGAGUUUCCGAAGUUCUUCCCAUCCACGAUAUACAUAGCUUCAACCAAGUUUCUCACGAACAGAAUUACCGCUCACCACCAAACGUAGCGAAGGUUGAAUUAGCUAGCAUUUAGCACGGCCACAGAGAAAGUGCCUAUUUAUUUUUUAAAAAAUGCCUUUGUUUAAAGAAAAAUGGUAUGUCGAUGAUGAACUCCUCGAAGAACUGAGGUCUAGGUUCCUAAAUGAUAUUAACGCGAAUCCAGAAGAAGCGAAAAACUACCAUCCCGAUGACAUCAAAAGAGUUAAAGAAAAUGACUGGUAUAUUGGACGAUAUCUACUACAUACGGAGCAAGAUGUUGAGUUGGCUUACAAAAUGCUUAAAGAAUCGCUGAAAUUCAGAAAUGAUAUGGAAGUCAACACUGUAAAAAAGAGCGAUCUUCCAAUAGAAUACUUCAACGUAAGAGCAGUCAUAUUAUACAACAAAGAUGUCAGGGAUCAUCCAGUAGUUGUAGUUAGAUGCAAGACACACUUCAAAAAAGAAGAAACGAGAAAGUUGCAACAGCAGUACAUGCUGUAUUGGGUAGAGAAAGGCAUCCGAGCUUCAAACUGGGGCGUUGUUAGUAUACUAUUCGAUUGUACAGAUUCGGGCAUUGGGAAUAUGGUAAGAUGGAUAUUCUGUUACGUUCUAAAUACUUUCAUCGAGAUAUAA
Molecule: messenger RNA, 698 nt
Organism: Stegodyphus dumicola
Lineage: Eukaryota; Metazoa; Arthropoda; Arachnida; Araneae; Eresidae
Product: motile sperm domain-containing protein 2-like
Cellular component (GO): endomembrane system; endoplasmic reticulum-endosome membrane contact site
Source: RefSeq, a predicted model, not a curated record